Molecule: messenger RNA, 5168 nt
Organism: Anguilla rostrata (American eel)
Lineage: Eukaryota; Metazoa; Chordata; Actinopteri; Anguilliformes; Anguillidae
Exons: 2
Coding region: 181-1380 (399 amino acids)
Biological process (GO): protein homooligomerization
Cellular component (GO): membrane
Source: RefSeq, a predicted model, not a curated record
UGAGGGCGUGCGAGCGGGGCGCGGCAUUUCUGGAAGUCCUGCCUAUAAAACUCCAUCUUCCAGCUGUCGUUUUCAUUAAACAAGUCCAAUCCAAGCACCUGAGAGUAGAGAAAGGGCGGUGUUACAGACGAUCAAAGGCGCAGAUCUCGCAGCAAAUCCUAAAAUUCUGAGCGUCGCACCAUGAGGAAGCCAUCCCUCCGGGUCCUCUUCUCCCUGUCCGUCCUGCUCCUGCUGCAGGAACACUCAACUUGGGCCAGACGUUCAGGCUCCUCCGGCAGAAGCUCUUCCAGCUCGUCUUCGUCUUCAUCAUCAUCAUCAUCCUCCUCGUCAUCGUCUAAAUCUUCGUCGCACACCAAGACCUCACAAGGGAGCAAUACGCACUCCAGUGGCUCCCCCAAGCAAUCGCACAACCCAAGCAGCCAUCCAGCUGCAGGAGGCCAUAACACUUGGAGGUACCCUAGCAGGGGACUGGGGUAUCGACCGGGGUCUGGGGUUUACACUGCCGGGGAGGAAGAGACCCCCAACUGGAACCCCAAUAACGAGAUCCUCAGCCCCCGGUAUGGUGGAGGCGGGGGCAAAGGAGGGCGCUCCCCGUUCUCUUACCAGGUGCAGCAGAUGGGCUACGGGCCGAACAAGCAAUCCAAGGGUUACGCCAAGACGGCGGCGGUGGCGGUGGGCACCGGGGUGGUGGCCGGAAUGGCCGUGCACUACGGGCUGGGCCGCUUCCCGCGCCCGCACGUCACCUUCCGCAGCCCCGAGGAGAGGUACUACUACAACCGCUACAUGUACCAGCGCUACGGCUCGCACUCCACCGACAAGGACGACUUCGGCUGGGACUACCGCUACAAGCCGAGGGAGAGGUCCUACGACAGCCACAUGGAGAGCUGCAUGGCCGAGGACGACCUGCUGCGGGAGGGCGGGCACGGGGCGGGCCUGCAGGGCGACGGUCCCAAAGCAGCGGCCAACAACGGAAGCGAGGCUGGAGCCGCCGGCCUGUUGCCGGGCAACGGCACCGUCAACGCGACGGCGGCCCCCGACGCGGCGGGGGGCGGGGCGGAGCGGAAUUCCACCCCGCCCCCGGAGAUCCACGUCCCGCCGCCCGUCCGUCCUACCGGCGGAGCGAAGGAAGGGGGUGAGGAAGGGGAGGAGGCAGACAUCGUCAGCAUCGUGGAAACUGGAUACCCAGAGCUGGUGGAGCAGCUGAAGGUGCAGAAGUGCGUGGAGCGCUACAUAAACUACUCUCAUCCUUACCUGGAGAGGCAGACCGCAGAGCAGUUUCCCCAGGGAGCCGCAGCUCAGCAGCGCCCCCUCUGCCUGGGAGUGUUAGUUCUGCUCACCACUGCACUCAUGUUCUUGAGCAGCAGUGUCCUUCUGCAGUGAGAGAUGAACUUACACAUACAUACACACAUACAUAUGCUCACACAAACGCUCACACACCGUUUCACGCUCACACACAUGCAUGCACGUGCAUACACAGACAUACACUCAGAUGUGGCAGUGGUGGGCACUGUGCAAAGAACAGAGAGACAAGAAAAUUGUUGAGAAGUAGGAGUUCUGUGUUUUAGAGUUAAUUUAUUUCCAAGCAUUUUAAGCACUUGUGUUAACAUUACUGUAAUUAUCCAGCUGAUAAACCAAGGCACCUUUCUUUAAUGUCUAGCAGACCAAAAACGCAGCACCUGUACAGUGGUGGAUAAAGUACAGUAUCAACUACAAAGUACAAGAUCAAUGUCCUUUAUAGAGGGGGAAACAAAACAUUUUAACAACAGAUACAGAAAUCAGGACCAGAUAAAAAUAUUUAAUGGUUUGGGUGCUGCUUGUGCCUAAUUUUGCAUAGUUACUAAUAAUGACCUGUCAGUCAGGUACGCAGUCAGCCUGCACAAGGUGCAUUUGACAUACCCUCCUCCUCCUCCUCCUCCUCCACCAACUUAAUGUGAGUGAGCCUAACUGGUGGGCGUCAGAGUGAAAAGAAACAACAGCUUGACAUCACAUUUUGAAAAUGAGCGCAUGCUCAAUCACACUCUCCAAAACUGACAGAGGAGGUCACAACACUGGGCAGGGCACACAAAGAAUUGGGAUUUUGAAACUGGAAAUAAAAAUGAGGUCAAUUUUUUUUUAAAUGACAAAAAAAAUUCAGUCGUACAGAUUGGGCCUAAUCAAGCACUGAGUGCACGCUCUGGCAAUCCACGAAGCAAAUGGACCAAUGAGCAUGUGAGAUUUAGAAGGACAAUGUCAUGAGGGGAAAACCCUGGCAGACCAACAGACAGUAUGUCCUUAUACGCCGCAUUACUGUCCAAGAUUUCAUAGCCCAAUGCCAGUGUGGUAAAUGUGACUUACUGAAUCAUGUCUGGUGCCAGACAGUAUACACCACUUACACUGAAUCAGCCAACUAUACCUCAACUCUCUUUUUGCACUGUUUUUGUUUAUUAUUACAGGUACGUGGGAGGUGUAAAUUGCAGGGUGAAUUGGGUGCAGCUACGUCUACCUUAGUUUGUGCUGUUUUUCGUUUGUAUAUGUUGCUCUUUUUUCGAUACAGGACUUGGGUUGACAGAAGAAGUGGGGGGGCAUGGCGAGGGACACUAAUUUAGCCGUUUCGUGAUGUAAUGCCACUGUACGCGACGCCAGUGGGCUAGCUGGCUAUUACACGCGGUGAUGAAAUAACCAGGGAGCACGCCCGACGGCUACAUUUAAAGCGACUGCGAUUUGUGUCACCGCUUCGUCACAGGUGACAUUAGGUUUCGCUCAAGGUGACCGGUAGGUUUAAUCUGAAUAUUGCAAACAGCAAAACGCCUAACGUAACUAUAAAUUGUAGGCUAUAUUAGGAGUACCCAGGAAAAAACCCGAUGGAAAAAAGUAAAGAUUUCCUGCAUUGCAAGUAUGACCGUUGGUGUUAAGAAUUAGUCAGGGGAAAGGGAUUACAUGUGUCAAAUGCAUUAUGGAAAGACAUUUAAAAAUGUGAAAGUCUAAAUGGUAAACAAUGAACAUCUCUACUUAGAAAAUGUGAUAUUUUCGGUUGUUUAAGAUGAACUCCCUGUGGCCAAUGUAAACACAGGGUUUGAGAUUGUAAAACUGAAUUGACUAAAACAUAUAUAUAUAUAUAUCGCCUGAAGGUACACCUUGUAAAUAUGCUUGCAGCAACAGUUUCGUACCAUAGUAAUUUACACAUAUAGCGUUUGUGAGUAAUGUGAUUCAUUUAUGACAUAUAUUAUGGAUUUUCAUUAUAAUUAUUGGCCCAUGCAAUUUCGGGGAACAGUGUAGGCCUAACUGAAACAAAAAAAGACAUGGAUGCCAGUGUAUGAGUGGAUUCUGUUUAACUGCACUAAAGCAUUGUCCACUUGAAAGUUAAGAUUCAAAUAUUUUAUUUUACAUGACUGUUACUCUCUCGACUGCAUUCUGUGGAAAACAAGCCUGUAACUAACAUAUACUUGUAUUGCCAGCAACUGAGUGUUAUGUUCUGUAAAGAUAUACUGUAUUUAGUGCCUUCAACUGUUCAUGUAUUACAAAAUAUUACUUCUGUAUGCAUAAGAUACAAAAGCACCCUGGGCUUGAAUAUUCCUCAUUAUAUGUUUUAUUAUUAGCAUGAAAUGGAUAAUGGCCUCAAACAGCUAAUCCCACCUCGUUAGCAUUGCUAAAGUGCAUUUCGUUUAUUUUUCCAAUGAGUGGUGGUCGAUCCAAAAAGCAUCAACUUCAUAGUACAAAAAUCGAUUUGCAACUAUGGGUGAAAACCAACAGAUCGUCUAAAGCCAGUUAAGUGCACAGUCCUGUGACUGCAUUUACAAAAUCAUGCAACUUUAAUGCUUGGGAUUUUCCCACUGCAAGGGUCACUGAAUAAGGAGAAGCAGAUUCAGGUGUGAUCUAUUGUACGAUGCCAUUUUAAAAAUUAUAUACAAUUUUUCCUGAAUACAAACAAGGUGCAUUUCAUUUCCACAAGCCUGUGCAGAAACAGUUUCUUAUUUGAUGGUGUUGUUUAACUGUCAGUUCUGAUUAAAAUAUUUCUUCAACUGAUGCACUAUUCACUCACAGUAUGCAUAAAAGGUAUUGCAUGUGCAGAUUAUAAAAUUACUCCAGAAUGCAAGUUACUAUUUUUAUUGGUCCAUGGACCCUUGUGUCAUCUUUAUUCAUUAUUUUUUCUCUAUCUUAUAUUGUAUGUCUAAAAGUUUGUGGUACAGAAUAGCUUUCACAGCCUCUCACCCCCCAGAAAACACAAGUGCUCUUAUUUUAUGCCUUUUUAUACUUCAGUUCUUACCUGCAACUGAGCUAAAAUAUCUCAGCAGGUUUUAACACUUACUCCUCCUUUCCCUCUGAAGAAGAAAUCUUUUAACAAAGGAAACAUAAUAUCCACCAUAAAAACAUGCAAAAUUACUGCCAGCCAUAAUUGCACAUGCUUGAAGAGUUGACUCAUAAUCAAGUCAUAUCUGGGGAACGAACCACUGAUUUCACUGGGAGGAAGACCAGAAAACAAUGCCGUCGGGAAAAUGAAUCCUUUACGUUUAAUCAUUUUUCACACCGUAAACAUUUAUAUCCAUGGAUUCAGUGAAAGCUGCCAAAUCAUCAUAAAGGCAGGUUGUGCCUGGCCCCAGUCCUGGAGGUCCAGUUGCGGGUUUUUGCUCCAACCAAUUGUUCUAGCAUAAUUUUAACAGCUGUCCGCUCCGAUACCGUGCCACAAACGUAUCACACCACAGCUUAAACGUUUUCACCGAGGACGGCGUCUGCCUCAAAUUACUGAACUAAUUACAUCGUUCAGAGCGGAAGAUAGUUUAAAAUCUGGAAAUGGAUUGGCCCUAGUUGGUCACUCUGGUCUUCAGCAACAGAGCGAAAUUACAUCAAUAAAAAACCAUCCCUUAGAGGGUGUGGCAGCUUUCCCCAAUUUAAUCUGUUCUGUUUGUUUGUUUUACUUAUUGGAAUCUCAUUCUUCAGAUUCAGUUCUGUUAACCCCAAGGGACAUUUAAAUGAAGACACCGGUGUCUAAUUACACUAAUUAGAAACUAACUGAUGAGGUUAAACUCAGGGGAAGUGUUGCAUGCUACUCUGUAUCAUCUCUGUCUGCUUGUGAUGUUGAACCUGUGUGGGAAUAAUAAUUACUCUGUGAAUGCAAAGCAGCCCACCGUAGGCUUUUACUGCUAAUUGUGUGUGAACCGCAGGCACUAAUAAAGGUCUUGUGCAUUUACAAA